GACCCGAGUUCUCGUCGCACGUGUGCUAUUUCACUUCUCUUUGCUGCUGUGUAUCGACUCGACUGAUAAACUCUCGAUUCCCGACAGUUGCACGUGUUUGUCAUACUGAAAUUUUGACUCCCAAUUAGUUUGAUUUUGAGACGAAUUUUUCUGUUUCUGAACCUUGAAUUCGAUUCGCCAAUUUUGGGUUGUUUGCCUCGUGGUUUUUGCGUUUAACUCAGUGAAACCGGCUCUUUUUUAUAUAUAUACUCCAACGGAUUAUUCAAUUGGCGCCCAAAAGUGGAUUUACACGUCGUCUGGUGAUUGAAACCUUUUUUCAUUUGGUGGCCACAGGUCGAUUAUGUUCUUGUAGUGUCUGGAUCUGCUGCAGUCGCCGAAUCAUCCCGAGAUGAUGAUGCAUCGCUCACGUCUGCUCCACCUGCUCCCACUCUUUUUGGUCUUUGCUGUCACCAUGGCAACCGACGAUGGUGGGUCCUUGUUGGAAGAUCCUCUUGCCACUGGCCGUCCGGGAUCGGAUUCGACGGCCCCGCUCUUCCUGGAAGAACCCGAGGACGCGUACGUGGUCAAGAGCAAAGCGGGAACACUCUCGUGUCGUGCCGCUCACGCACUCCAACUUUAUUUCGUCUGCAACGGCGAGGAGGUGAGGGCCAAGCACCACUCUGCUCACGAGUUUGUCGAUCCCAUGACGGGCAUCCGCCAGCUGGAAGUCAAGGUGGACAUUAGCCGCAACGACGUCGAAGAAUACUUUGGACUGGACGGCUACGGCUGCGAGUGCAUCGCUUGGUCUUCCUUCGGGCAAGUCAAGUCCCGCCGAGCCAAAGUCAUCGUCGCAUUUAUCCGCAAACACUUUACGGAGAAUCCUUACUCGCGGAGUGUUGAGCUGGAACGCCAAGUGGAACUGCGCUGCCUGGCACCUGAAGGGAUCCCGCCGCCGGACGUCACCUGGCAGAAGAAUGGCGUGCCCGUCGAGCCGAAAAAGGAAGGCAGCAACUUGAUCGUCAGCAGCGAGGGACAUUUACUGGUCGUUCAGGCCCGUCUGGCCGACAUGGGCAAUUAUACCUGCGUGUCGGAGAAUGUGGCCGGCAAGCGGAUCAGCGACACGGCCGUUCUCACCGUUUUGGUCAACGGGGGAUGGUCGUCUUGGUCUUCGUGGUCGGAAUGCACGUCAACCGGCCAGCCAAACUCUUGCGGUCGCGGGACUCAGAAACGGACUCGAUUGUGCACGAACCCAACGCCACUCAACGGCGGCCGCACCUGUCCAGGUUCCAACGUCCAGAAAGGCGAUUGCACCUCCAUCUGUCCAGUCGUGGACGGUCGAUGGAACGCCUGGUCCAGUUGGUCCAACUGCGGUCCGGAUUGUAAACAUCAUCGUCGCCGCUCGUGCACCAGCCCUUCACCCUCCAACGGAGGCAAAUAUUGCGUCGGCCGUGACUUGAUGUCGGCUAAUUGCACCGGCGGAAUGUGUCGAGCGGGAGGAGUUCGUGCCGACGAUCUCGACAGCUUAGAUGAAGCAACGAAAGCUGCGCUGGAUACGGACAUUGCUCUCUACAUCGGCCUGUCGGUGGCUGUGGCUGUUAUUGUCAUUUUCGCCGUCAUCGGUAUCGUCAUGCUGCGCAUCUUGCGUCGCAAACCCGGCGGACAUUCGCCCAUGUUUGCUGUUGGUGCAUCAGAAUACGCGACUGGCUACUACUCGGACCAGGAAAAGAAAUGCCUCGGCAUCCAGCCGGAUUUGACCCAGAAUGCCGGAAUUGGCGGAGCCAACAAUCGCCCUCCCGCCCCAGCUUAUUGCGAGUACACUUAUUCCGAACCCACGACAUCCGGAUGCGGAUCUGCCAGCAAGAGCGGAGCUUUAACUCCCAUAAGCGAACACCAUUACGAUGUUCCUCAUUUGGUCAGUCCCUCGCCGCCUCCUCUUCCGCCUGGAUUGAAUUUGAUGUCAACUCCCGACGGCGAACCGCCCGCGAGUCUUAUGUCGUUGGCCAGUAGUCCUCGCCCAUCGAGCCACAAUACCAGCGUAGAAAAGACUCCGCAUUCGGAUUCGGACCACAGUCUCAGCUCAACGUUGUCCUCAUCAUCAACUUCAGGUUCAGCAUAUGAUGUGGAUACGCUUCCGUCACCUUCGUCCAUCCGCCCGUUGCCCGGCAAUAGCACGAUCUUGCCUGCCAACGAGGUGGGGUGCGUCACCAUGGCCACGGUGACGUCUGCCGGCUCUCGAUUAGUCUUACCUGACGCUGGAGUGGCUCUAAUGAUCCCGGAAGGAGCUCUCAAAAACGGCCAAUUGCAGGAACAUUACCUUGCUAUUCUUCGCGAAGAUCGCUACCGCCCUAAAAUAUCCGAAUCCCAAACGCUGCUCAGUCCCAUUAUGUUGUGUGGACCCUCUGAUGUGGUUUUCAAGAAACCGGCCAUCUUGAGUUUCCAGCACUGCGCUGCUCUGAAACAGGGUCAAUGGAGUCUAUCGGUCUUUUACAGCGACUCUGCUCCUGAAGACCCUCCCAACUGGCAGAAAUUGGUGACGCUUGGAGAGGAAACGAUCAACACCCCCGUGUUCAGUCAAGUGGACGCUCAUCAGUGCCAUCUAGCUGUAGAUCAAUUAGGUCACUACGCUUUAGUUGGCGAGUCCGCCUGUCCAGGUGGCGGAAACAAUCCAGCCACCAAGACCUUGCGCUUGGCCGUUUUCUCUCCUCUGGCCGCCAACCAGCACUCGCUCGAGUACGGUCUGCGUUGCUACGUGCUGGAUGACACCAUCGCCGCCCUGGAUGCCGUCAUUUCGCUUGAACGGCGAAUGGGUGGACGUCUGGUGGACAAAGCAAAGUCCUUUUACUUCCAGGACGGUGGAUUUCCACUCUGUCUCGCUUUGGACGAACUGAGCCCUGGAUGGAGACUGGUGCAACGUGAUAUUCACCAAGAGAUUCCGUUUUCUCAAGUUUGGAGCAGCCGUCGCUUCGAUCUGCAUUGCGCCUUCACGUUGGAGCGGGAAAAUCGCCAGGUCAACAGCUUGAGUUGUCGAUUAGCCGCCCACCAGCAAGGAUCCCCUCAUCGCCAGUCGAUUCGCAUCGCCUUGGCCGACUUGAAAAUGUCUGGCUGCAAAGUGCCGUCGAGCCCAGGAUUGCCAAGAGCCUUGCGCUCGCUGACAGUCAGCAGUAACGGUAGUGCGGCUUCAUCUUCAGCUGCUAGCCAUUUGACGACAUUGGAUCCUAAAGCGCCCGUCUUCCGUCUGCAAAUGUCUGUCCGCCGCCAACUUUGCCAACUUCUCGAUCCUCCUAAUGCGCGAUGCAACGACUGGCGAUUGUUGGCCCAGAGAUUGAGCGUUGACAGGUACAUCAACUACUUUGCCACCAAGACUAGUCCGACUGAACACAUUCUCGACCUGUGGGAGGCCCGUCACCGUGAAUCGAGUGCCGUGACGGAUCUGCUCAACAUUCUGCGAGUCAUGGGACGCCAAGAUGCCGCCACCGUGCUGGAACGUUCCGCCGGAGGACCCUGGAUGUAGAAUGAUACGAUACCAUUCUUCAUCAGGACUUGGGCACUGGUGCGCUUGUGAUAUGCAGAACUUUGGCCUUAACCCACUUAUUUAUUUCGAAAACUUCACUCCCUCAACCCUUCUGGUUAUCUAGAACUGUUCCGACCCAGCAACUGUUAUUUCUCUUCACCCAUUUCGCAAUUUUGACGUAGAAAUGAUCUCGCGACUGGCAAAGACUAUUUCUCACUUUUCUGAGUCCACCUUAGACUGCCCUGAUGUAACAGUGCCUCAUUGUCUCGAUUUCUAGAUAACUCAUAUUUUUACUAUACUAUUCUAAAUUCUUUACCCAUCCAAAACUCACAUUAAAACUAUUUGAGGGAGUUUGCUACCAACCACCCCACCCCCCUUAAAAACCAACAAAACAAAAAACUAAAAAGUAAA
Daphnia pulicaria is the source of this 3901-nucleotide messenger RNA. Its product is annotated as netrin receptor UNC5C-like. NCBI's taxonomy places the organism in Eukaryota, Metazoa, Arthropoda, Branchiopoda, Diplostraca, Daphniidae. Gene Ontology annotation, molecular function: protein binding; netrin receptor activity. The record is from RefSeq and is a predicted model, not a curated record. Gene Ontology annotation, cellular component: membrane. The transcript is spliced from 14 exons. Gene Ontology annotation, biological process: netrin-activated signaling pathway; motor neuron axon guidance. Bases 389 to 3490 code for a protein of 1033 amino acids.